Molecule: messenger RNA, 1037 nt
Organism: Neocloeon triangulifer
Lineage: Eukaryota; Metazoa; Arthropoda; Insecta; Ephemeroptera; Baetidae
Exons: 6
Coding region: 154-828 (224 amino acids)
Source: RefSeq, a predicted model, not a curated record
GCAGAGCCUUUUUGCAUUGGGCACUCUCGGCAGUUGCUGGCGUAGUCAGUUGAGAGCCGGUCGGUUGGACGGAGCGGCAACACUUUUCGCGUGUGUGCCGGUGCGGUGACCUUAGCUGUCAGGCGUAUCUUUUAUUCCCUCGGCCGCGGUAAAAUGGGUUUUCUGCUGCCUAAGUUGUGUGGAAUACGGAGCCACAAAUGGGCAUUUGUCAUUGCCAUACUAGAGCUAAUUUUGCACAUUUAUCUUUUGGUAAUGUGCAUCAACUACAUCGUCAUUGCUGCCGGUAAAUUCGAGGAGGAAAAUAAAGUGCAAACUCUGACUGGGGAAGGCAGUGGCGACGCUGCCAGCAAAGAGACCAGCGUCACCAGAAACUCAACAGAGUUCAUUGCCGACGACUUUAAAGAAAGCAUCACCGCCUUUUUAGAAUUGUUGACGGAGUACCAGUCGCAAAUGGAGGAACUAGUCGACAUCACUUUAUUUUAUAUUAGCAUUGCCACAGUCGUCUAUGAACUCAUUUGCAUCCCUGCCAUUAUCAUCUUGUCAUGCGGACUUUGCUGCAAAACGAAAUGGCUAAGCGUGCCUUGGUUUGCCAAAACCCUUUUUGAAAUAGUCGUAGUGCUUUUCUUCAUUUACGCCGUCGGCCUGAAAUCAACAACGGUUCUCUCUGUGUUGAUCUUCCAGCUCGGAUACGAGUUGGUGGCCGCGUACGUGGUCCUGAGCGGCGUCAGCAGCAUGAAUAGUUCUUUGAAUUUGGAGGAGCACGCGAACAGCCAGCCCGCGGAAACGGAGCUCAAGCUCUUGGGUGGAGCCCGACACGACCAAGUUUGAUUGAAACAAAAACGAACAAAAGGAAAUGCUGCCAAAGCGGAUAUGCAACUUAAUUCAUAGUCAAUAUCCAUCCAUAAUCCUUUCACGGAAAACGCGAAUUUCCUCGGAGAGAUUAAAAAAUAAAAAUCAACUCCCAAUUUCUAACCCGAGACUGUCCCUUCCUUUCGUAAAGAAAGCGAGUCUUUGGCGACAUUUAUAUUUUGAGAUUA